UGAACAAAGUAGUUUAGUGGUCGGACGAAAUUUGUUUUAAGAUAUCCGGAAAAUCAUAGGCAUUCCUCUACAAAUCAACUCAAGUUUGCCAUUCUUUGUCAGAUAUUUUCACUGAAACACUCAUUGAUAAGGCGAAAAGGCCACGACGAGUUUUAUCUGAGGACCUCUUCACAGAUCUUGGUAACGAUUUUCGGAGUUAGGUCGUCCGCAUGCAGGAAACGUUCACGCGUUAAAACAAAAGUGAAGUGACACGCCCUGUGAGGUAAUGGAAGGCAUUAAAUCAGUCUGGGGGCGAGGCAACGAGAACAGUUUCUCGGGACAAGCUUAGAAGUGAACAAGCAGCAACAAGAAGAGCUCUCUUGGUCAAAUGGAGUUUAGAAUGCUACUUCUAUCCAUUGCUGUGUUUGUUAUGAUAACAAGGCCAUCUGGCGUUAGUUCAAGAACAAAAUUGCGUGGAAGCGGUCUGCAACCAAGGAGAUACAAAGUAACAAAGCCUUUUAAUCCCAGAGGAAGUUGUGACGGAAAUGUGGCUCCUACUCACAAGAGGUUGGUUCUACUCUGGAGUAAACUGAGAUUUCAUCUGACGGUUUUGUCAAAUGAAACAUUACAUGGGGUGAAUGACACAUAUUGUCAGCCAGCGAGGAGAUGUCUGUUUGAGCUACAGUCUUGCGGAACUAGCCUAAUAAGAAUAAAACAUGUAAAAACAGGAGUGUAUGUGGCUAUCAACAAAGCUGGAAAAGUUUAUACUACCAGGAAAAGUCACAAGUUGGAUACAAUGUUCGUCCAGGAACUUCUUCCCAAUAACUUUGUUGUAUUUUGGUCCGAAAGAACUUAUAAAAAAAUGAAAAGGACGAGGUAUCUUGCGCUAAAGAAAAAUGGGGCCAUAAAAAACGCUUCAAAGACUUCAUCAAAGCACAAGUCUGCACACUUUAUGGUUAUGUAUUGUACGCAAGCGACGACGCCAAAAUGCUGACCUAACCUAACAAGAAACAACGAGUGUGGCCUGGUAUUAAGCGAGCUUCGACUCCAAGCAAAGCGAAACCGUGACGUUAUCCCCUAGACCAUAUCUCGUGCCAGGUCCCCAUAUUUCCGCUAAAGAGGAAAAGCGGCCUGGGAAUGAAUAGGUACGCAAACAGAGAUUGGAGUAAAAUAUACAAACGGACAUUGUGCACAACUUUACGAUUUAUUUAUUGAACCAUUCUUGACAUUUUUCAGUACAAGACACCGCGUAAAAAAUACCAGUCAGUUUUUUUUUUUAGUCCACAUGCUUGUCACAUAUUUACACUAAAUAUCAAGAUAAACUAUUUAUUUGUUUAUAGGAUUUUAUGAAUAGCCUAAGAUUUUUUUAUGUAUUCAAAAUAGUUUAGAUAGCUAGUGAUGAGAAAUCCUUUUGAAUUGCAACAGAACCGGCUAUAUGCCAACAAUCUCAGACCAACCUCGUUCUCAGGGCCUUUUCCCCUUUCCCGCCCCACCCCCUAACUAAGGGAAAAGGCCCUGGGAACAAGGUUGAUCGCAGAUGCAGACCUAACUUCCAGAACAGGGGAACAAGACUGCGUUAAAAUUAUUUACCUCCCAAGAUCUGAUUAGUGAUUCUCAUAACCAGCAGCUCAAUAUUUCCUUAUAAAUUAGUGAAGAGAAUUUGGAGUUCUUUCUGUCCAAGUAAUGAUUUGACAUAAACUAGUCUAUACAGGGUUUGUAAACAAUUUUUUACAACGAAUAAGUUUGUGUCAUCCAUGGUAGAUUUAACUAAAAACAAUGACCAGUGAAAUGACAUGCGCGCGAAUCCAUCGCAACGCAAUUCACACUUUUUCACGCCGUGUUCAUAACGCAACGGCGUCCUCAAGAUUGUGCGCCUACCGUUGUGAAGGCCUCGCUUCCUCACUGUUAAAUCUCAUUACAAUUUCUCUUAAAUGACAUCUCAAACAUUCUUCAUUUGAGCCCUACGACACAACUGCUGCAAAAUAAUAUUUCUAUAGCACCUAUUCAAGCUUUUGAAACUGCAAUAAAGCCAGGGCUACUCCACUCUAGAUCACCUCGAGUUAAAACAUAUUCCAGCCACACUUACAGGUAGAUAAAAAUAGUCCAUCUGAAGUGCUUUUGCAAGCGUAACUAACCAAAAAUGAAUAAAAUUUGAAAAAA
Messenger RNA from Stylophora pistillata, 2139 nucleotides. RefSeq names its product fibroblast growth factor 4A-like. NCBI's taxonomy places the organism in Eukaryota, Metazoa, Cnidaria, Anthozoa, Scleractinia, Pocilloporidae. Gene Ontology annotation, molecular function: growth factor activity. The record is from RefSeq and is a predicted model, not a curated record.